Molecule: messenger RNA, 3816 nt
Organism: Polypterus senegalus (gray bichir)
Lineage: Eukaryota; Metazoa; Chordata; Cladistia; Polypteriformes; Polypteridae
Gene: susd5
Product: sushi domain containing 5
Exons: 5
Coding region: 10-1509 (499 amino acids)
Biological process (GO): cell adhesion; Notch signaling pathway
Molecular function (GO): hyaluronic acid binding
Source: RefSeq, a predicted model, not a curated record
UUGACCUACAUGUGCUACUUCUCACUCCCACAAGUUUCAAGAGCAGGGAAGGUAUUCACUGUUGAGUCAAAGGAAGGCUCCCAGGGAAUGAACCUGGCCGAAGCACAAGAAGCCUGUCGUGAUCAUGGGGCCCGGUUAGCCUCAGCAGAUGACCUGAAGCGAGCUGUCGAGCAAUGCUCCUUUAUGGCCUGUAGUCGCGGCUGGCUGGUGGAUGCCACUGUUGGAACUACAGUGUGCAAUGGUCAAGGCAGUGGGCAGCAAAUUAUACAAGCAGUGGAUGUGAAGAUUGAAAGACCAGAUAAAACUGACAGCCUUCAUGAUUCAUUCUGUGUGAAAGACAAAGAUAAGCCAUGUGGAGACCCACCCUCCUUCCCCCAUACUGCUCUGCAAGGACAUACUGGCUUUGAAAUGGGAGAUGAGCUUUUGUAUGUCUGUACACAGGGAUACGUCAUGGCAAACUAUCACAACGCCUUCUCAUUGCAAUGUGACAGCUGUGGGGAAUGGUACGGCUUGGUCCAGGCUUGUGUCAAAGAUGAGACUGAGGCACAUAUCGACUAUGAAGACAAGUUCCCUGAUGAAAAAUCAAUAAUGGUUACACACCCUGAAGACAAGUCCACGACUGACAGAAGAGAAGGUGUGUCCAGGAAAGUUGGUGAAGAAGAAGAGCUUGAGGACUCCACUGGCAGGGCUAUGCCAGAACCAGGAGUUCCCACAGACUCUCCCAUCUCUCUGCUCAGUCAGAAGCACCUUUUCUGGAUCACUUCACAGUCCACACCUGAGGCAGGGGAGGACAUAGGAACAAAGAAAGAUGUCUUAUUAUUUGUAGAAGACAAUCAAACUGGUGUGAAAUUUAUUAGUUCUGAGCAUGUGGGAGCAGAAGCAACAGUUAGCCAGCCUCCUGAACUACACAAUGGCACAACGGCCAGCACUGAUGAAACCUGGCUGGACGGCUACCCAGUGACCCAAGAGGCUGGUGAAGAAGUGACUGAAGCCACAGAUCAAUUCAACCAGAUAGAAAUAAGCAAGGCUGAGGUGCCAAGCUCAAUCUCCUCACCCACAGUACAGCAGGAACAUACUACCAUCACUCAAGUACCCAGCGCAUUGCUUACAACUCUAAGGAUUGCUGCAGUGAUUCCAACUCUCCAAACAGAAGGAAAGUCACUGCUGACAGCAGGUGGCCCAUAUCCAACAUCAUCUUGCCCACAGAUGCAGGAUACCAGCACCCUUUCAGAGUUCAAAGAGUUUGCUGACAAGGGCAACCUGACUGGGCUUUCUGGGGAAAGGCCGCUUGCAACAGAAGAACCAUGUUUGGCAGAGCAAUGUGAUAAGGCACGUAAAGGCCCCAUCAUUGCCAUUGCUCUAAGUGUCAUCUGUUUGCUCGUGCUCACCUCAGUUCUGGCCAUCUGGUGUCACAAAAGGAAGCAGAGGAAAAGCUCUGUCUAUAAAAUGAAUGGAAAGGACCAGAGCCGACAGCCCCAGCAGAUGGAGAUGCAACAGCAGCAUGUUUAACACAAAUGACAGCAGACUCCUGCCACACAGACGAGGAUCUCACUCUUGUCUUUCUUUAGGGCUUGUUUGAGGUCACACAUGCUCACAAAAUGCUUUCAGUGAAGCCAGCACAUUAGCGCAGGAGACCUGCUAAGAAAUAGAAAACCUGCCUCUGGUCUUGAUGCCCUCUGGGCAGAUGCUAGUAGACCAGUUUAGCCAGGGUAGGUAAUAGUUCAGUACUAUGACAGGCACAAAGAAAUGGUUAUCUUUUAAUCAUCAUCAAAAUACAAAUGUACCUUCUGCCUGCGUCUAGCCAACAUUGCUGAAGAACAGAAAUCUCAUGACUGUCAAAUGAAUGCAUCAUUCCACUGCACGUCAAGGUGUGACAAGAGUCUGCAUGUUCGCUCUCUUCCAUGUGCCCAGACCCUCACUUUAGUGUGGAAGCUGCUCGUCAGUUGUUUCAGUGAAGAGUAUGGCUCCUUGACUGGCGGUCCAGUCUGUGUCGCUAUAUACAUACACAGGGGGAUUAUUGGAGGUUACAUCACACACGUGACAGAGGAAGGACCUUUCAGCUCACCCAGCAUUUUGUUUUAACGGACUGCUUGCCUGAAAUCAUUUUGUGAAAAAGUAUGACCUUUAACAAAGCCUGCCUAUGAGUCAAACCGCCCUGGGUGAGAAGGGGUUAUUUUUCACAUUGUGUGCCAGCCAUGGUGAAAGAGGGACGUGACAUUUCAAGUGAGGUAGAUGUCCAUCUGAGGUAGAAUGUGACAAAAAAUGGAUUGCACCAUCUGCUUUGAGAAAAGAAGUGCAUGGCUCACUUCAUUAAAUAAAAAUGAGGUGAGGUGAUCAGUCUCCUGGUGGCAGGGGUACAAGCUUACCUUAGUUUUUUUUUUUGUUUACAUGAUUUAUGCAAUAAACAUCAAGAGUUGUGCCACUUAGCACCAGAGGCACUGGACCUCUUAAUUUGCUUUCCAUUUGCUCCACAACACUGGCAGGCACAUUGCUUACAUGUCGCUGUGGGUAACAAAUGUAGAAAAAAAAUCACAUGGAUAAUUCAGAUAGAAGGUGUUGCAAUACUCAUUAUUUUAAUCUAACAUGCUCAGACUCAGUGCCAGAAAACAACACUCUUGCAAGUACUCCUUCCAGAUUUUCCUACAAAAAAAUAUAAACUGAAGUGAGGGGUUAACUACAAGUAUUGUGAUAAAGUUUUAAAAAUAAAUUAGACAAAGCACACAUAAUCACAAAAAACAUUGUAGCAGUCUUCAUGUCUGCUAUAUCAGUCAUCUAGCAUUUAGCAAAAUGGCCCAUAAACUGCAGCUAUUAAUAUGUCUGGGUUAGGUUUUUUCCCUCACAUAUUCCCGUUCGUUCUAAAUUGGCCAUGUAAGUUGUGGGUAUGUGUGUGAGUAGGCCCUGUGACAAACCAUCAAUUUGCACAGGGUUGGUUUAUUCCUUCAGUCUGAUGCUGUUGGGAUAUCCUGCAGUCCCCAGCAAACCGGAAUCUCAGCAAGUACAGUUAAGAAACCCAGGAAAUGUAAAUCUCAUUAAUCUAAACUCUGAAUGAUUUUGGGGUUUGAGAAGUUCAGUAUAGAGAACUACAUAGCAGAUGCAGGGCCAUUUCUCAUUCACUUCUGUGUCAUUCACAAAGAACCAUUAGUAAGCGGAAGUCUAAUACAGUGCACUUCAAAGCAAAAAUAUAUAUCUGGCCUGGACUGCAAGCUUUAGGCAGUGCAAAAUUAAUACAUAUAUGAAAUGGCAAAACUACAUUUCCAUAGAAGUUAGUUAUUAAACUCUGGUUAACAUAAAACUUGUAAUGAACUAUGCCACCAUGGACUAGGGCAACCUUGGUAUGAAAUAAACAAGUAACACAUCUAUAAGCCCUUCUAUAUCCCGGAGAACUCUCUCAUCUUUUCCCACGAUGACACUCACAGACUGUUUUGGAAGGCAAGGGUGAGCCCUGCUGUUCACACUUUUACAUUUCAGAUAUAAAGUCUCUUGCGAUCCCAUUUAAAUACAAACAGUUGGGAGUUGGGUCUCUCAAGAUACUUUAAAUGUAAUUUUCAGUUGUCAUUACAAUUAUCUAUUUCAAGGGAGUACUGAAAAAAAAAAAUGGGCAUGAGUUUGAAUGUUAGGUUACAUUAUUUUAAGGGAGCUGGGAUUUCUCAUCAGUAAAAAUAGAUGUGACCUCAGUCACUUUUAGACUCCUAGUACACCAGUGCCUAAGUGCAAUUAUACCUGUUGCACUCACCCUAGCAUUUGACACCACCAGAACCUCAGUGGGAGGUUUCCACCGUUUUGCUUUCUCAUUAAAGACUUGAGUACCUACUUUAA